Molecule: messenger RNA, 834 nt
Organism: Panicum virgatum (switchgrass)
Lineage: Eukaryota; Viridiplantae; Streptophyta; Magnoliopsida; Poales; Poaceae
Exons: 2
Coding region: 1-834 (277 amino acids)
Biological process (GO): root development; shoot system development
Source: RefSeq, a predicted model, not a curated record
AUGGCAGUGGGAUUCCGCCGGCGGCUCACCGCGCUCGGCGUCCCCAAGGCCGCCUUGCUCCGCCGCACGCGGCACAAGAAGCUCUCUUACUCCCGCGUCCGCUCCAACAGCCUGCCCGGCCGCUUCCACCCCGUCGUCGCGGGCCUGCACGAGUCGGCCAACGCGCUCAUCGCCUGGGCGGAGGAGCCGGCGCAGGCCAGCCCGGCGUGGCUCGGCGACGGGGUGGCGCACCUGGGCCGCCUCCUCGCGGGGCUCACCGACCUGCUCCACCACCCGCAGGCGCAGGACCCGCUCCAGCGCCGGAGCAAGACGGCGCCGUGGACCGAGCGCCUCCUGGACGACCUCCUCCUCCUGGCCGACGCGCACGGCUGCUUCCGCGAGGCGCUCCUGGCGCUCAAGCAGCUCCUCGCCGAGGCCGAGGCCGCGGUGGCCGAGGCCGUAGCCGCCGCCACGUGCGCCGCGGCGGCCGCGUCCGCCGCCAUCCUCGCCGGGCUCGCUUCCGCCUCCACCUCGUCGUCCUCGCGCGCAAUGCCGUCCCCGCUGGCGGUCUCUCCGGCGAAGGUGGCUGCCGUGCCGGUGUGGUGGGUGGCCGACCUCCUUCGGUGGCGGCGGCGUACGGUGGCCGUCGCCGCAAGCGAAUCCGGACCCGGUGCAAAAGAGGUGCCUCUUGAGGAGUGCUGCAACGAGGAGGAGGAGGAGAGGCAGGCGGCCAUGGAACGGCUGCGGAGGCUGGAGGAGUGCGUCGUGGCGGCAGAGGACGGCUGCGAGCAGGUGUACCGGGCGCUCGUUAACGCGAGGGUGUCGCUGCUCAACGUGCUCACGCCGUGCUUUUGA